Marchantia polymorpha subsp. ruderalis is the source of this 2873-nucleotide messenger RNA. Lineage: Eukaryota; Viridiplantae; Streptophyta; Marchantiopsida; Marchantiales; Marchantiaceae. The record is from the annotation of a GenBank genome assembly.
UUCACUAUCUCUUAGUAGACCAAGAGAGAUUCAUUUGCAACUCAUUUCUAUACUCAUAUCCUUAUAGCGAAACUACAGAGUACGGGACCGUCCAAUCACCCGCGACAGGCAACAGAGAUCCGACACUGGAUUGAGAGUCGUUUCGAGGUAUUUCUGUCGUUCCCGAGCUCUUGAUCUCUCACCAUAAUACCAGGCAGUAUGUCAGAGUCGAAACACCUUAGACAUAUCGACCUGGCCUCUGAUUUAAUACUAGUAUUACUCCAUCUGCGAGCAACGCGGUAGCUCAUAGUCUGAUAGAUCAUGGUAUUAGUUUGUCGUCUCAUACCAUUUCUGAAACAGAAAUUUAUCGUAGUAGAGCAGCGUAGUCGAGAACGAAAAUUUCGUGGUUGGCUACAGAACAGACACUUAGAGAAUAUGGACAGAAACAUGCUCAGUGUGGCCACCAUCAGCAGUCAAAACGCUGUUGUUUCUGCACCUUCAGUUACAACCUCAGCAACUUCAUAGAGCAGGCGCGGAUACUAAUCACGAAGGUCAUAGUCAGUCCAAAACAGAGUACAUCAAAGCUGCACAUCCAUUACGCAUCUCGUACAUCUGACAUGGGAUCUAUGCGAAUCAAAGCUGAAGAAACCGAGUUACCUCCGGAGAAAAGAGUGGGAGAUGGAUCUAUCAGUUUGAGAGGAAAGCCAUCAGAUAAGUCCAAGUCGGGGACAUGGCGAGCCGCUUCAUUCCUCUAUGUUAUCGUAUUCGUGAACUCCCUAGUUUUGGUUGCUAUACAAGGGAACCUCAUCACGUACACAGUCAAUAUUUUGCACCUAGACUUGGCCACUGGUGCGAACCUCACCAACUAUAUUGCCGGCUCAUCGAUGGUGGCAACCAUUAUCUUCGGUUUUAUCGCUGAUGCCUACAUCCUUCCUUUCUGGGUCAUUGCAGCAUCGUGCAUUGUCUACGCUGGGGGCCUUAUUGGUUUGGUGCUCUCUGUAUCGCUACCACAUCUGAUACCUCCCCAAUGCGACGAGGCCGUAUGCCCGCCUGCCAGUCAGCACAUCCAGAGCGUGUUCAUGGCAGGACUGUUUAUCUCAGGUAUGGGCGCUGCAGGAAUCAAACCUACAGUGCUGUCCUUGGGGAGGCAGCAAUUUGACGACACGGAUCCCGUGGAGAAAAAGAAAGGGAUUCUUUUUUUCUCCUACUACUAUGCAGUGUAUGAAGCUGCCCUUUUUUUGGCCACCACUGUCUUCUUCUGGCUUCAGACAGACGUCGGCUUCAAGGAAGGAUAUUCCACAAUGGCAGGGACUUUUUAUGCAGGCAUCAUCAUCUCCCUCUUUGGCAUUCGCUAUUUGAGACACCAAAAGCCCGUGGGCAGUCCGCUGACAAUUUUGGCCAAGGUGAUUGUUGCCGCCACGAGGAACUGGCGCAAGCCUUUACCAGCAGAUGGGUCUGAUUUGUACGAGCUCGAAGGAGAGACGUCAGAUAUACAGCUCAAUCGCAUUCGUAAGAUAACUCACAGCGAGCGACUGAAGUUUCUGGACAAGGCUGCGGUCCUGCCCGGUGAUGCGAAAGGUCUUCCUUCCGAUAAGAAGCAGCAACUGAUACGCGAGUGGAAGCUGUGCACCGUGACGCAAGUCGAAGUUCUGAAGGUGGUGCUUCUGUUGUUUCCGAACUGGCUGUGUUCCUGCUUCAUGUACGUCGCGGCAGCUCAGAAUGUGACGUUCGGCGUGCAACAAGUGUCCGGAAUGAAUCGCCAGCUGGGGGACUUCACGUUUCCUCCGGCGACCGUUAUGAGCGCGAGCAUUUUCUCCUCUCUCUUGUGGAUCGCGGUCUACGAGUACGUCCUCCUCCGUCCUCUGAAGAAAUGGACCGGCCACCCUCGAGGCUUGUCGCCUCAGGUCAGAACGGGCCUGGGCUUGUUCUUCGCGGCAGCAACGAUGGGCGCCUCUGCUUUGGUCGAGAUGAGGAGGGUGAGCGUGAUUCGAGCCCAUAAUAUCACCGACCUGCAGGUGAAGCGUGGACUAAUCCCGAUGAGCGCCGCAUGGGUGCUCCCCGAACUUAUAUUGAUGGGUUUCUGUCACCCUUUGCUGGGAACUGCCAUGCUGGAGCUCUACCAUCAAGAGUUUCCCGAAAAUAUGGUCAGUCUUUCCAUGGCUCUGACGUUGGUUGUCAGGCACUUGGUCGAUUUAUCGCGAUUGGUAUUGUCAAUGCAACCGAACGGUUCUCUGGUGAUGGCGGCGCCAAAAGCUGGCUGAAGAGUGGGUUCAAUACUGGAGGCUUGGCCAACUACUACUGGUUACUCACUGUCAUAAUGUUCGUCAAUCUUUGUGUUUUCGUUGUCUAUGCACACUUUUACACUUAUAAAAAUUUGAAACAGGAAGAUCAAACAGAGUCGACUGUAAAGCUAAACUCUGCUACUGAAUACCAAAUGAAGAUGGGAUCAGUCUCCGCAGAUGAUUCGAACAUAGAGGAUGGAAGUAAGAAGCUGGUACGGAGAUCCGUUCAAGUCUGAUCUAAUCAACGCUCUGUAAUAUAAAGAUACAAGGUGUAUUUGUAUUAUUCUCACAAUGUGUUAAUACAUCUUGACCAAUAUUUGAAGCUGGAAGUCACAACUGUCGAUGGGGCAGUACUACUGCGAGAACGCGUAAUCCCGUGAGAUUUGUGGUCUGAUGAACUUCUCGUGAAAAGGAACUGUACUGGUCUCAAUAGAGUCUGUGCAGCUCCAGCUUUCUUUUGGACUCGUUUCCUUUGGAGCCGGUCAGUUGCCUUUUUGAAGUUCCUGUGACAGAAAACGCAUCGGUUUAACUGGGACGAGAAGUGAGAAACCCAUGACUGUUGUAUUAAGUUCUAUAAAUUUAUCACUAUUUUUUUAAAUCUAUUUUCAGAUC